Anthonomus grandis grandis is the source of this 541-nucleotide messenger RNA. RefSeq names its product splicing factor 3B subunit 5. Gene Ontology annotation, biological process: mRNA splicing, via spliceosome. The coding region runs from base 182 to 439 and encodes 85 amino acids. The record is from RefSeq and is a predicted model, not a curated record. The transcript has 2 exons. NCBI's taxonomy places the organism in Eukaryota, Metazoa, Arthropoda, Insecta, Coleoptera, Curculionidae. Gene Ontology annotation, cellular component: U2 snRNP; precatalytic spliceosome.
CGCAUGAGCGGCGCUACGAUCGCUUUGUCUAAAACCAGCUUUAACUAAACUUCAAAAUUAUGACAUAAUUGGAAUAGGAAAACCGGGUUGUUUACAUUUUGUUUUUGUUUUUUGUCGAAAAUUAUUUUUACAAAUACGACAAAGACUUGAAAGGAGCCUAAAUUCAAUUUUAAAUCCAAAUAUGGGCGACCGCUACAACAUUCAUAGUCAGCUAGAACACUUGCAAUCAAAAUAUAUUGGCACAGGUCAUGCAGACACAACAAAAUUCGAAUGGCUUGUCAACCAGCAUAGAGACAGCUACUCCAGUUACUUGGGCCAUCCAGACCUUCUUAGUUACUUUGCCAUAGCUGAAAAUGAAGCUAAAGCCAGAGUAAGAUUUAAUCUGAUGGAGAAAAUGUUGCAGCCAUGUGGACCACCACCUGAUAAACCCGAGGAUUAAAUACUUAAUACAGUUAGUCAUAGUUUUUAUUUUAUUUAAGUCUUCAUACAAUAACUUACAAUUUUGCAAAAGUAAUAAAUACAUAUUUCAACAAACAAAAAA